This is a messenger RNA of Phyllostomus hastatus (greater spear-nosed bat), 945 nucleotides long. Its product is annotated as olfactory receptor 52K1-like. Gene Ontology annotation, molecular function: G protein-coupled receptor activity; olfactory receptor activity. The transcript has a single exon. The coding region runs from base 1 to 945 and encodes 314 amino acids. The record is from RefSeq and is a predicted model, not a curated record. Gene Ontology annotation, biological process: G protein-coupled receptor signaling pathway. Gene Ontology annotation, cellular component: membrane. Lineage: Eukaryota; Metazoa; Chordata; Mammalia; Chiroptera; Phyllostomidae.
AUGGAUCCAGCCAAUAAAUCUCAAACAUCUCCUAACACCUUCUUGCUGUUGGGCAUCCCGGGACUAGAGCACCUGCAUGUCUGGAUUGGGAUUCCCUUCUGCUCUUUGUACAUAGUGGCCGUGGUGGGGAAUGUGACCAUCCUGGCCGUGGUGAGGGCAGAGCGAAGCCUCCAUGAGCCCAUGUUCCUCUUUCUGUGCAUGCUGUCAGUCACCGACCUGGUCCUCUCCACAUCUACGCUGCCUCGCAUGCUUUGUCUCUUUUGGCUUGGAGCCCAUGACAUCACUUUUGAUUCCUGCUUGGCCCAAAUGUUCUUCAUCCACAGCUUCACUGCCAUGGAAUCAGGCUUCUUUUUGGCCAUGGCCAUUGACCGUUACGUGGCCAUUUGUCAUCCACUGCACCAUACCACCAUUCUCACUCAUGCUCACAUUGCCAAAAUGGGAGCUUCUGUUGUACUCCGGGGAGUAGUCUUCUUUUCUCCACAUCCCAUCCUGCUCAAACAGCUGCCCUACUGCAGGACCCGAAUAAUUGCCCACACCUACUGUGAGUUCAUGGCUGUGGUGAAGCUUGCCUGUGUGGACACAGGAGGUACCAAGCGUUACAGCCUCAGUGUGGCCUCUGUCAUUGGUUCCUGUGAUGGCUUUUUCAUUGCUGUCUCUUAUGUUCUAAUUCUCCAUGCAGUUUUUCGCCUUCCAUCACGGGAAGCAAGUCUUAAAGCUUUAGGCACAUGUGGCUCUCAUGUCUGUGUAAUCCUUGUUUUCUACUCCACAGCUGUCUUUACCUUCCUUACUCAUCGCUUUGGCCACAAUGUGGCCCCCCAAAUUCAUAUUUUCAUUGCUAAUAUAUACCUUCUAAUCCCACCUUUUCUUAACCCCAUUGUAUAUGGUGUCAGGACAAAGAAAAUUAGAGACUACGUACUUAGUUGUCUGAAGGUAAAGUUUUCCUGA